This is a messenger RNA of Spirometra erinaceieuropaei, 29925 nucleotides long. Lineage: Eukaryota; Metazoa; Platyhelminthes; Cestoda; Diphyllobothriidea; Diphyllobothriidae. The record is from the annotation of a GenBank genome assembly.
AUGGCGAUCAACGGUAUUCGAGGUGGACGGAGAGACGACGAUUGGUGCGGUCCAGGUGCUACAAUUGGUCCGAAGGUGCCCAACGAGUCCAGUUGGCGCCGGGUAUGUCCGUUGACACCGUUGACACGUUGGAGGCCGUUGGGCGUUGCGUUGUGAGGGUGGUGGUGACGGCAGUCGAGGGUUGAAUGUCUUACGUUUGGCUUUGGCGGCGGCGGCGAUGCGGUUAGCUUCGUAAAUUGCUGCACCUGCCUUCACUGUUCUCCUCCACGAAGGUCAUUCCCGGGAGAGGUCUUCCCAGCUUCAGUGAGAUUUCCAGAGUAUAUUUGUGGCGCCUGACUUGACCUCCUUCUCGGCGUGAACCCGUCGCGACAUCUCCAUAGAAGGGUCGUUCGGGUAGCCUCUCGUCAUCCAUCCGUACGAGGUGGCAUCCCCAGCGCAGUUGUAGUUGUCUCAGCAUGUCGUAGAUGCUGAGGACUCCCAUCGGUUCCAGGAUUUCCGUGUCAGGGAUCCUGUCCUGCCAUCUCAGCUUCAGUAUUCGACGUAGACAAGUGAGGUGGAUGUGCUUGAGUCUUUGUGCCUGCUUCGUAUUCACCGUCUAGGUCUCUGCUCCACACAGCAGCGUCGGCAGGAUGAUUUUCUUGUACAUCUUCAGUUUUGUGCUGAGUUGAAGACCGUGGCGAUUCCAAACUGAUCUUCUGCUUAACAAUCAAGUCAGGAUCAGGAUUUUCAUUUGCACAAGCCUUCAUGCUCUCUCCCUCUCUUUCUCUUUCUCUCUCUCUCUCUCUCUCUCAGCCGAUAAUUUUCUAAAGGGCCGAGGCAGCAGCAGCUCGGGAAGAACACUAUACAGAGCUCCACCUCAAUAGCAGCCUUUCAAGCAGUCCAAACCCAAAAAUCCAACCGCUCAGAAUGGUCUUCCGUCCAAUCAGUAUGCUUGAUAUCUAACAUCAGUUAUAGCCUACCAAAAACUUCAGCUGACCCGAGUGUGAGAAGCUCGACGAUCACAGUGACUAAAGCUUGAGUACAGCUAAGUCUCUAACCACCACCGGAGCUGUGAGACACCGAUCGAAAGCCUUGAGUUUAUUCAUGCCUUUGUCGUACCUCCUCUAGUUAAUAACUGUUUGACUCUCGUGAUAGGCCCCAAAUCAAAAGAAAACACGCACAUUCAGUCCUGCUAUCUGGUCAGAGCGCAAUGUUGCGUCUGCCAUUAAAUUUUCUUGCUUUCGCUCAGUGCUAUGACGAACUACUUUACCGAUCUUCAUACGGUGGGGUUUUUAUGCCUAAUGUAAACUCCGAGGUCGCUGUUGUUGACUAGGACUUUCUUAGGCGGAAAACGAUCGCAUCGCGUGACUCCGAUUAGGUCGGGUAAAAGGACCCACGGAUGGAAGCGAAUAUGCGAAUCCCAGGUUCUUGUUGUAAAGAAGACGAACACACGAUCUCUGGGACAGUAGGUGUAUUAGUCUGAGCUUUCGGUCUCGUACAGGAGGCCAUCGUCAGAGACUGUGAGAAUGCGACAUCAAAUGAGCGCUUUUUGUAGUCAAACCAUGAAGUGGGGGGGAUAUGAGUGCAGCGGGUGGUAUUCGCGAUGAGUUGAGUCCCACGCCGUCUCACGGUGGCGUGACUGCGUGCACCCUUGGCUGGAAAUUGGGUCUCGCCUCUUGGCCGCGGGAACGGAGCGCGUGAUAGCAGGGGGGCUAUGUCAACGCGCCUGUUGAUAGAGUUGGUGUCAGGCCCCUAGGCCUCGAACAGUUCUCGUCCUGUCUUAUUGUUGGCCCGCGCUACUAUCCGCGUGCUCGCGAAGUUGAAUUCGUGGCCUUUCUCCAGGGUGUGGGUGGCGAUCUGAGACAACGGGUCGCCUCUCCGAACCGCCCGUUUGUGCUCCGUUAUUCGUGAGCUAAGUCGCCGUCCGGUCUGUCCUGUGUAGUGGCGAGGGCAGUCCCGACAUGGGAUCUGAUAGGCGACACCCGAUUGUUCUCCCACGUCUAGGCCAUACUUCACUCGCAUUAGUUCGCCGCUCAUGGUCGCUGUCGGACGGUGAGCGAUACCCACACCGAGCUCUCCAACGAUACGUUCCGUCGCUUCGGACACGUUCUUUAUAUAUGGUAGGGGGUGCCAGAGUGUUGGUGGCUCUCCUCCGUUUGUUAGCCGUGGGCGCGUGCGGAGGCAUCGGCUGACAAAGCUGUUCGGGUAUCCAUUCCUUGCCAGUUGGUCCCGAAGAUGCCGGAGUUCUCGUACUCGUCCCUCUGGUACACUGCAGUGCGUCUUUACCCUUUGGAAGAGUGUCCUAACACAGCUGCGUUUAUGCGCCAUUGGAUGGUUACUGUGGUAGUUGAGAAUCGGAGUCGUGUUAGUCGUCUUUCUGUACACCGUGGACCUAAUUCGUGAAUCCGGAUUUCGCAGCAGAAGGAUCGAACGAUCUAUCCACUGUACCUUACGUUAUAAGUAUGGAGAGCGCUGCUGUUGGCAAGCCGACGUGAUCUGCUUGUUGUUGAGGGGAGUUCAGCAGACUGGAUAAAUAAUUAAAGGGCCGGCAAAAGAGGUUGUAGGCGAGUUUGACUUGCCCAUCAGCAAACAGUACGCCUUCUUGUAUACACGAGGUUAGUCCUAGUCUUCACAGGCUUGCCAUUUGCUAGAUACUUAAAAAUUGCAGCUCUUCCCUGAUUGCAAGCAUUUUUAGUGGCUAAGUGUGACCUCGCACGCGCCCUAGUCCCUGUUACUAGAUGUGAUGGAGACUAUAGCAAUGCAUGUAACUGCUACGGCGCGCAACUUAUCGAACGCAACAGUUACUUACCUGUCUAAAUACGUCAACCGCUUUGGUUAAUACCAUUCCAUAAUUACUUAACCUGUAAUGUAAUCGGAAGGCGCCAACAGAAACUACUAAUUGCCUGUUUCAAUAAGCUCUUGCUAUCCUCCAGUUUUGUCUACAUUUGCUUAGAUUUGUAGGCAUACUAAUGUAAUGGAUCGAGGUCACGUCAGCCCAUACGAUAGUCCGGCUGUUGGGGGACUAGGAGGUCUAUCGCCUUUCCACAAAGUGUGUCCAAGGAUGAUUUACGUUUUAAUUUCAAAAGAAAAGGAGACGUUCAUCGGGAGAGGUGUAUUGGAGGUCUGGCGUUUCGAGAAGACGUUUCUUCUACCCAUCUUCAGAGACUGAAAAGCCAUUCACACAGCUUUCCUUAUAUGGCGCACUUUGCUUGAUGGCUGGCCCGCCAAUGCCACCUGUGUGGCUGCAUCCGACCCGCAUGUCACCGUGACCUGAAUCCCGCCCGUCAUCCUCGGCCGCGGCGAUAAUUGACGGCUCCGAUUGUCCCGCGCCGUGACCGUCCCUCGUCAAGAAUGUCCGUAAAACCAUAUAGGGGGAGGUAAAUUGAUGUGGCGAUUGACAGAACAGUCGGUAGACAUCCAGGCUUCUUGCACCUGCCUUGCCGUAUGAUCAUCACCUCGGCCCACAAUUUUCAACGUUUAAAUUUGUUAAUAGCGAGUUAGACAUGCGCAGCAUCUACCACACACUCUCUUCCCCCAGUCGCCUUCCUCUGAUGCCAACACAGUUAAGGAGGUGAUCGUGAACACAGUGGCUGACAGAGCUAAACAGUUCGUCUUCGAGCACCACACGUGGCCUCGUCCCCAGUUUUUGUACCUGGCUACAGUAGGAGCCCCUCGGAUCUUGCGUUGGCGAGAAUGUCAUAGGGGUCAAAUUGAGGUCAAGGAGUCGCAAACUGACCCUCAAUCCUGCAAAUGACCGAAGAUCCCGUAAGAAGGUAACUUUAUGAGCACGACUAUUACAGUGUCAUUAAAGUUUGGAGCACAUCAGAUUUGUUAUAAUUCAAAGCAAGACAAGGGCAGGUAGGGUGGACUGAUGCCUUAGAAGCUUCAAUAUGAUACAGAUGAUUGUGAAGGCAUGUACUUGCGCCUAUAAGAGAUUAAUAAAUUAAUCUGGAAGGUAUGAUUGGCCUUGAAGAAGAAGACACGAUCGCUGGGACAAGAGCUUUACUGGCCUGACGUUUCGGAUUCCUGCUCGAACCCAUCAUCAGAGGCAAAAGCAGAUACGGGUGAUGAAGAUGGGUUCGGGCAGGAAUCCGAAACGUCAGACUAAAAAAGCUCCUGUCAAAGCGAUCGUGUCUCCUUCUUCAAGACUGCUUCCUGGGACUCGUCUCUUCUCUUCUAUUGGCUAUGAUUGGCCUUUUUAUUCACACUAUACUCCUUCAGUGGACAUCUUUUCCAGAUUUUUACUUCACGACACUAUCUCCGUGCGUAUGGCUUCUGUUUUGGGAAAAGAUGUAGAUUAUGUUUUUAUCCAUCCCUAAGUUGAAUACGUCUCAAGCUGUUUCAUAUACCCCACCGUACGCCCCUAAACAGGAGAAGGUAAUGACGGUGAAAAGAAACCCGUGGACGGUUGGUCAUUGAGUCAGUCUGCUUCCGAGUUCGUUCGCGGCCGCUACCCCCUACGACAUUACUGGGACCUUUGCGACACUCGUCUGCUGGUUGUGGAGGCCGCGGAACUGCCACCGGAACAUCCGGCUGCAGGCGGGGACCAUGACCACCCAGCUGCCUCUGCUGACUGUGACGAUGGCUUCGAGGUGCGACGACCUCGAUCUCAAAUUUCUUCACUGUCCGAAUGCGAUGGACAGAUUUCCACCAAUGGCAAGGGUUUCGACGCCUCUACCUCCGGCGGUCCGGUUAGUUUUUUUGGUCUUUCAAAGGGGACGGUUCUUCAACCCCUGCCAUCUACUCAUUACUUGCGUUUUUGCACUAGGGGAGACGACAAGGUGCGCUGGCUGGCUCCGGUCAAAAAUCGCGUGCCCUCAGGGUGACUGCCGCGAAGGUCAUGAAUGUUGUCGCCAUUUAACUAAAUUCCUAGCCAUUCUGCAUGUUAGACGUCGUCGGCUAGUGUGAUGUGAGGUCAUUUGCGAAGCCUUCUCCUCGUUAGUGGGUUACUUACUCCUUUCCGUAUACGUUCUCGUUAGGAUGAAUAUAUUCCAGAUCAAAUAUUCAUAUAAACUUUCAGACGGGCUCGGAAAAGGUUUGUUCCGAAAGUGACAAUCACUGCUUAGGGAAUAUUACAAUGAAGAAAAAUAAUUCGAAACAUGGAGAAAGAGUGGAGGUUGGCGAGCGAUGAAUGUAGCAUGUGCAUCAUAUCUGAAGGUGGAAACACUAAAACCUGGAGAGUUGGACAUUGAUUAAGGUGAACGAGGGACUAUUCAAGAACAGGGCCCAAUUCCUGAACAAAAUGUAUGAUAUAACACAAGCACAGGCAACCAUGCCUGAACCAUCAUUAGUUUAUAACCAACCAAAUGGCAGAUGAACAGAUAAAAGUGACGCAACGGAUGAGAAGCGCACCCGGGGUAUUAUAUCGUCGCAGUAGAACCGACACUCGUAUAAACGGAUACCACAGAAAACCCCAAGAACUCGAAUCUCAAACAAGUCACAUCUCUCAUCAUAUCUCACAAGUCACGUCAAAUCAACUCUAAGAAACAUACGUUAAGAUUUCUGAACACAAUUUUCUACGCCGAUGCAUGAGACAACAUUAGUAGAAAGGAAAGGAACCAGGUACUUCCAGUCAGAAGUCCGAACGCGAUACUAUUUGAACUCUGAUUUACAUUACAAAUGUGUCUGAACUCGACGAAAGGCACCUAAGGAAACACCGAACUCAAAUGGCUCAGUACGAACCGACGACUAUUUACGCAUCCAGCUUGUGCACUCUAAGCACGGAGUUAUAUAUGAUGGUGUUUAUUGUAAUCAGACUGAAAGACCCACCUCUACACGGAUCCAGUGCCUCCCUGAGAUUUAUAUACGUGACAUCCAACUCGAUGUACCGGUUGAUCUACGAUCCAUCCGAGUGCAUUGGCUCGAGGAACUCUCGACCUCUCUUAAAGGGGCAGCCGGCGCAAUCCAAGUUCUUUGUGCUCUGUCUGCAGGGUUUACAUUUCUACCUAAGCAUGUGUUCUCGCCUGUUCACCGCUCACUGAUGUUCGUGAAUGCCUGUGGAUGCGGGUCUUCUAGCCUGAACACAGUAAACGGCGUCACAUGCACUACAGAGUAUCUUGCAGACGGCCUCUUUUUUGUGUAAAUAAGUAACCCUCUGCUUACAUUGUACAAGCUGGAUGUGUAAGGUAGUCGUCCCUUUGUGCUUCAUUUGAGUUUGGUGCUUUCUUAGAUGUCUUUCAACAAGUUCAGUCACAUUUUAAUGUAAGGAAGAAUUCGCCAAGUAUAUAUAUAUUAUUUUGGAAGUGUGUCUACCGAUCGGUUUGCGGGACAUGCUUGUUCCUUUGUAGUUUGACGCGCAGUGUGGAACCCCAGAGGCAGUCGCACAGCGACUACUAGUAAAGGCGAGAAAUUGGCAAACGCGUCUCCCUUGUCUUUGUCAGUAAUGCCCAUCUGCCUAUCGAGACUGUAUAUUGAGCCCUUAAACACAGCGGAACCAGCCUGUCCCUUAACCCGAUCGGUGAACGCACUUCCAGCAUCCCGGGCGACAGGAAAAUGACACAUUAGUACAGCGUUAUACUUAAUAACGAUCGAUAACUCAGGGGUCCCGGCUAGAGGUCAUAUGCAGCAAACGCAUCAAGGUUGAUUCACGAGGGCUAAUAAGCCAAAAUUAGUCAUCCCAGUCUUCCCUUUCUUUGCCAGUCAUCGCUGUCUGCCUGCAAAUAUACAUAAAAGUGGGCGGAGAAAGUGCAUAAAUGGCGAGGCAGCCCUGAAAACUCUGUCUUUUAAAUCAGACGACAGUCAGCAUUGCAAGAAAAAAAUACCGUGGGACCAGAAUAUUUUCCUUGAAUGAUGACUGCCAGUCGCCAUUCCUCCUCCUGAGUGGAAUGUAGACCCUCAUUGUAAGGGCACGGUGGCAGCGUUCCUUUUAGUCUUUGAUCAGUGAACGCCAUCGUCAUGUAAUUACAGUAGAUCUGCUAUCUCAUUAAAUGUUUUGAAGUGCGUUUUCGACUUGAAACGAUUACUUAGGUAGGGUUAUAAUAGUAAUUAUCGUACAGCAUAAUUCCAAAAUAUUUCAAUCACUCCGGGAUAUCAGCUUUUGUAUGAAAGCUUUUUUGGUCGCCUGCAAAAAGUGUGCUCUAUAAAUAGCAAUCACUUGAGUAGCAUGAACUUUUCUCAUUGAUUUUCGAUGCUCAUUUGGUAACAAAUUGCAUUUCACUCAAAUUUUGUGCUCGAAGGAAGAGUAUAAUUAAGUUUUAAAAAACGUUUUAAUUGUAAGUUCUUUUAAGACCGUGAAAUUCCUGUUCAUAAAACAUCGUGUUUCUGCAUUCACUAAUGCUGCUUGUAAAUUUCACAAAAUUUUGGUUAAAAGUUCAUGCGAUAGCACAUCUACCGCAAGUAUUCCCAAUACCAGCCAACAUGACGCGAGUCGGUUAGUGCAGUAGUGAGGGUGUUGGUCUGGAACCUCGAGUUUACCGCCCGCAGCACUGGCUGAUGACGGCAAAUCAGCUAGAAAUGGCCAUUCUAGUGCCCCUGUCUUUUUCGGUGAAUCGUCACUGUUAGUGAAUGAAUUUGAACGUCAAAGUUGCUGUUGAUUCUUAUGGGGUAUCCUCUCCCCCUCUACUCAUUUAACAAAGUACGCUAUUUCGAAAAUCCACCCUGCUGACCCCUGUAUUCGCUGAGCAGGGAUAGCUAGUUUCGCAACUUCUGUCGACUGAUGUCGUAGGAAAGUAUUCUACGUCCAACUGCGAGAACUGUUUACCAAACAAGGACUGGCACCUCUGCAAGGAGGUCCUUAUCCGUUAUAUCUGAAAAGGACGAACGAUAACUGGUGACUCUCAACGGCUAUUGCAUGGGAGCCAUCCCCAGGGUGAAGUAUGCUGCCUUUUAUUCGAACGGGCAGUCUGUCAUCAUUGCGUAAUGAUGGCCAAACCAACUGAAGCCCUACAAAAAACGGUCGAAAUGGUUGAGGAAAAUGCUCUGUCAUGUGUCCCAUGAGCAAAUUCGGUUCUUAGGUUCAUAGCCCUGCUCGCCACAGCUUGUCUUCGCACCCUUGAUAUCCAGGCUUCGCAAGUUCGAUCCACGGAUGUUAGCUUUUCAGCACCGACAUUAACACAUGGGACAUUGGACAAGUUUACUAGAUCGUUCAUGAUACCCGCCAAGUCUAACAGUAACAGAGGUAUUAAUAAUCGUCAGGUGGUAGUGGCGGUAUUGUCAGCUUCUCAGUUGCACCAUUACUAUUAUUAUUAUUAUUGUUUGAAUGAUGUCAGUACUAGCCGCUGAUGUGGUCGGGGACAUUCUCCGUCAGUUGCUGCUCCCGUAACUCCGGUUCCAUCCUCUUACUGAGACCAAUUUUGGGACGAUUCGUUCAUGGCCUUCCUUGCAACUACGUCGGCAGCAUCAGUAAUAUUAUUCACGGAAUAACAUUACCGACAAAGACAAUGGAGACCGGGAUGGCCAUUUCUGGCUUAUUAGCCGUCGUCAGUCAGUCAUCCCAAUCCCGAAAUGUGGAGCACCUGUGGCUCGAUCCUGCGACCUAUUGUUUGGAGGCACAACGCCUCUAAUCACUGAGCCACGAGCCCGUUCGGGUAUAUACAAUACAUGAAAUACAAUAUACAAUAUUGCAUUUGAUAACGGUGGAAGUAGUAGUAUUAUUGGUGGUACUAGUAGCACUUACCGUAUUAAUGGUGGCGGGAGUAGUGGUACUGACAGCAGCGGCAAUAAUGACCUUUACAGUAUUGGUACUACUAGCAGCCCUGUCAUUAGUAGUAUUAUUGGUGGUGUUGACAGCGGGAGUGGUAGAAGUAGUAGCGGCAGUAGUAGUAGUAGUAGUAGUAGUAGUAGUAGUAGUAGUAGUAGUAGUAGUAGUAGUAGUAGUAGUAGUAGUAGUAGUAGUAGUAGUAGUAGUAGUAGUAAUAGUAAUAACAAUAAUGGUAGUAGUAAUAGUAAGUUAAGAUUGAUCUGUCCUGCACUUUCAUCUAGAUCUAACCAUCCGCCGACGACUUUCUGAAUAAUAAUUUCCUUUGUCUUCUAGAUGAGAAACGUCAUUGUGUCCUUCUUUGUCAGCCAUGAGCAGGACCGGAUGAUUGUCCAGGAGUACUUUUUCCUGGGUUCACACCAUACUGCUCUCAUCGGUCUGGAGGUGCCCUACUUUUACUUCGCCGUUCGUGUGAGUCCUCUAAUCUAGGCAAUAUGUUCACGCUUUAACUCCGAAGUACCUGUUUUCCCUCCGAUUUUCAUUUCAGAUUUGCCCUUCUACUUUGUUGUUAGUAUUUUUCCUUUCCAGAUUAACUGAAAUAAGCGUUUUGUUAAUGCUGGAUAUAACAUCUGAUCCCUGACUCUAAGCUAUUGUUUGUGCUCUCGGAUGUAUGAAUUAAUUAAUAAACAUGAAACGACAGUCCGCAAAUGUACGAUUUCGGCUACAGUGGUACCCGGAAUUCAUGGGAGUUGGGUAUCUAUACUCUCCCGAGAAUUUUGAAAAUGAGAUGGACGAACAAAGAUCUACUGACUUUCUAAAGCAACUAAGCUCCGCAUGGGUGGCAGAUGUAGCCAGGAGCGCAUAUAUGUGUUCCGGGUUCCGGCCGGUAAUCAAGCUUAUGAGUGGCUCAAUGAUAGCAGAAUAAGUCCGAAACAGUAGCGCAUCAAUAUACCUGCAUUCCCUGUCCUUGCUCCCAGCCUGUGUUUGUACCAAGUGAUCGCCCUGAUUGAAUUGAAAGACAAACCUCCCGCAUGCGAAAGACUAACGGUUGAUCACAUAUAGUAGAUACCUGCAACGCUCUGUAAUUACUAAUAACCGAAGUAUCGUACUAAGGCAGGUGACUGCGGAUCCAAACGUUGGCACACGGGAUUCGCACAGAUGUUCCUCUUACAAGCCUACCCAGACUUGGUGCGGCCUCAAUUAUAUCUAACCUAACCGUCGUUGACAAAGUCAAGAAUAGUAUAUCUUCGUGCGUUUUUAUUUCCGGCAACUGGUCUGCGGAGUUCACUUCACGCUCCUCUUCACCAACGGACGCCGAAUACCGACAUCGAAUCAUCAUCCCCAUUUUCUGAAAGACUUGCUGAACCAGGUUUUGAUUUAACCUCCUCAACAGCUCCAGAUAGAGAGCGACGGAAAACUUACGGAUUGGAUGACGAAGAAAGUCCCCAAAUCACCCCAGUCGUUUCUGCUGGAUGUCUUGAAAUAUCCUCGCGCUGUUGUCACAGCCAGUUCAGUCUGUCUCCUUUGAAACAAUGUUGGUGUGCUUCAGUCGCAGGACGACUCUCAGACAGCAGUGUUAAACUGCCUUGCGCUCAUCCAGUCAUAUGAGUCUCCUAGAGAUUUUCCAGCUCACCUGGCUGGGAACUGCAUUGAUUUUAGUUAUUUGCUGCCUCUUCCUUCGGUCUGAGAGUCAGAGUGAGAGUGGACUUCUGUGCACUGGCCUUCGGCUGUAUUCAGCUUUCUUAUUUCCAGGACAGCAGAUAUGACCUUCACCUGGCUGUCUUAAUUUCCUAUCUCACGUGUUUGACCUUGACAAACAUCGUUAUAGACAUAUAUAUACCUGGGAAGGAACGCUGCAUUUCGGUAGCAUUUGUCAAACCCAUUUUGGGCAAUGAUGACCGAAUACUCGCAUUACAGAAUCUUUUCACGUUUGCCAGUUAUGAAAAGGGUUUGUCUACUGAAGUGUUCUUAGUCUGUGACUAGCGCUCUGACGUGUACAGGGUUCCCUAAUUGAGAAAAGGGACCAUAUAGAUUUUCUGCAGCUCGCAGUAGUCGUCAGUUUUUCCUAAUCGCUAUGGCUUGUGUUUCAAAUAAGCGCCGUAGUGUGACAUUUAAAAGAUGUGUGAUAACAAUGAGACGCCUACUUAAGUACUCUUUCUCUUCCUUCUGGUAUGUUCAGCUUCGAGGAAGCCAUACGUUUCCAUUCCACUCACCAAUCGUCUUCCACAUUCACUCACAUUCUAUAUCAAUUUAUUUAUGUGGCAUUUCGCAAUCUUUUAACUGAAAGGCUUAAUGGGGCUAUAUAAUACUAACGUCCAAUCUCCAUCGUUUUCCCUAAGCCGGAUUUUGCACAGGCACUGAUGAACUCGCAGUCGUCGGUGCUGUCCGCAGAAACUUUGGAGAGCACGAAAGCCAACCCCGAUACUGGCUCCUUCUUGGCGGGGUCGGGGGACACGGCUGGGACAAACCCUGUCGUUAAGCUGCCCGGCGAUGAAGCUUUCCCCCAGGCUUCCUCAACCCCCACUUCAAAUCCCACUCUCUUUCACAUCAGCCGCAGGGUGAUGCGCGACUUUCAGGGCCUCGAAAGUGCCGACGCCAGUACAAAGGAGGCGAUGCUCAAUUUCAGCUUCUACUUGGCUCAGGGCGAGAUUGACGCCGCCUUCAAGUCAAUGAAGCUGAUUCGAAGUGCUGCUAUUUGGCAGGUAUAUUUGCGAACCUUUCAUUCUUCUGAUAUUAGCCUUCAUGUAUUAUUUUGAUUAAAUCGACAAUCUUUGAAUGCGUAUAGAUGCAAAAUUUCACCUAGGAAUAUAUUCAGUACUGCAUGUCAGUAGCUGUCUUUUUAUGCCAAUUUCGAGUAGCAUUUAGGCUGCCCCGUUGUUCGAAAGGAUUGAAACCUGACGCAAGGACCUCAUUGACAUGCCGACUGCCCGUCGGAAAAUUCGAGUCGUACUCGAAGGGCCAUCUAUCUUCAUCAUAUUAUCUUGGAAUGCAUACUUCCUCAGAUAUUCAGCAUAUAUAUACAUAUAUCAACGUGAAUGAAUCUUCGAGGUCCAGAUAAAUUAUCCCGUUCAUCAUCCCUAGAAGAAUACGAAGAAUAAAAAGGGGUAAGCGCUAAUGGGCACGCAGACCUUGCAGCGACUAUGACAGUCGGGCGGAAGACAGAGGUCACACGAGUGCGCCAAUGGUUGGCUACGGAGAUACCAAGGCCAAUUCUCAGCCAGAAUGCAGGUCAGAGUUCUUACAUCAAGCAUGCCUAUAAAACAAGACAGGCGGCGAGACAGAACAACUCCAGGCUAGCAGGAACAAACACCCCACCAUUCUGAUGAUGGAAACAAGGAAGCUUGCGAAACCUCAGCACAAAUACAAUGUAUUCCAUGGAAUCACCUCUUUUUCUUCUUCGUCUACUUUUGCGGAUGAUCACAAGGAUAUACAUACAUCAAGCUACUAACUAUGGAAAUUAUUAAGUGCAGGACAUGGAGUUAAGUCUCCGGAACAUGGCUUUUAGGGUCAGGCAUGAAACUUCAAUGAACACUCGAGUCGAAGACAAUGAACCACUGUGGAAUAACUGCGUAAUGCCAACUCUGCAAGCGAGUAGUACUACAAGUAGCAUGAAUUUUGUAUGCCAGAGGUGGUCGAUAUGUAUAUAUGGAGAAAGAACAAGUUUUUCGGGAACAAUCGAGUUGUACUCGAACAUGUUUCACUUAUGUUUCUGUUAAUCCACGUCAUGAAGUCGAACUCUAACAUUCAAACCCGUCAGCUGCCUUGUACAAAUGACUAUAGACCGUUGAUCUAGACCCAGAAACUAGCGCAUGACACCGACUCGCUUAUCUUUAGGGAUGCGCUGAUUCCAAAAAUGGAAACACAUGAAUCAGCUGUCUAAUAUGAUAAUUGAAAAACCUGGGUCCACACACCUUGUUCCAAAUUAUCAAUCCUCCCGUUUUCGUGUCUUUAUAAUCCGUUUCUGAACCUGGAUAACCCAACCAGUUUGCCCAAUCGCGGUUAAUUUUCCUUGUUUACUACAUCAACGACAGACAUACAUUAACUUUCCUCCAUGUUCAGCCUGAGUUUACAGAUUGUGGAAACGCAUUUGGGUAUCCCAGUUUUACUGUUAAGACUGUCCUCAAAAUUCCGUCAAAUAGCAUCGCUUGCGAUAAACGAACUACUACUUCGAGGUAUGAGAUCUUAAACUUGAGUCAGCCAAACUGAGACAAACCAAAAUUAUGGUCAGUGGAUAAGACGUUACGAGGUGAGUAUGUCAGGUGAAAACUUUUCUCCAAUAUACCUACAAGCCGCGUUAAACCGAGUUGACUUCGGCAUACUAAACCUCAGUAGUCUGCUUCCCUUAGCACCUUGCGGGAAUACGUCUCAGAAGCAUGAAAAAGCGAACUUGGUGGGAAACAUAGAAGGAAUGUUUAACAAACACGGUUUCUUAAACUGCCAUAACCGUUUUUAGAUGGACCGCCGAGGACACAGCGUUUGCUUAUAAUCAGUAGCGUUCUUUUAUUGCUUCUUUCCUGUUGAUCUUCUCCCCUCACCCAUCUUUCCCAGUUUUCCUGCCCACGUACUUCUUAGUUAUCCUAUGUUAAGAAACUUAUUCUAUUGAGGGACAUUUUCCUGAGAGGCAGGUUGAGUCACUAUGUCCUCACCAGCCUUGUGCUUGAGAUGGAUGCCCCACGAACGGAUUGCCCUGCAGACGUGUCAAAACAAAAAGCUGUUUGAACUACUCUCUGCGUGCGUUUAUCAGAUUGCGACGAGCCUACGCAACUCCUUAACUACUGUAAUACAUGGAUGUAAUGGGGCGCCUCAUUACACCGCGUCAGCCUAGGCACCCGACCGCAUCAACCGUUGAUUAACAGGUCGAGGCAUUCGACUGGUGCAUGACAGAAGGAAGAGUGAUAACCUCGCUGGGAAAUCCAUCUUCGUGACAAUUCAGCGUAUUCCUCACUAUAAUAAAUCUGAUGCACUUAAAUCUAUCGCUAAUUGUUGUCAGUCGUGGCUUGGGAGGGUGCUAACUAACAGGAUAAUUUGGACCUCCUAAUGAGUUUCUUGGCGGACUGAGAGACAGGCUACAAUGGCUUUUACGCAUGCGAGACCCGAGUCGUCCUUACAGUAGCCCGUGUGUGGGACGCGUAGACGGGUUAUUUAACAUUUUCAGCCACCGUUCUACGCCAACCUCCGGUAGUCUCGAUACGGUUUUACCACCGAAGCCAGCCUGGUGAGGAAGGGAAGAGUGCGGUGAAUCUUGCACAAGUCCGCCUCACUACAAACUGAUGAACGCGCCUUUAAUCGACGAUGCGUCCUCACCGUGGCGCCCGCAAGGAACGUCGUCGCUUGCGAAUUUUGAACUGUCCAUCUAGAGAAACAGUGCCGAUUGUUAAAAAAACGGCAACGAUCAGGUGAAUGACCCCAAACACACACGACCAGCCAAAUGUGCCUGUCUUACGGGAUAGGUGGUAAUAGGGGUUUUACGGGCGGGACCUAUGUAUGCAUAGAGGAAUAGCAGAAUAAGUAUAGAUACUUGUUAAAUUCGGUUUUCGGGCAGAAAUGUUUUAAUGCAUUGACAUAUAGCAACCGAAAUUAAGCAGGACAAUCAAAAAAUAAACCUUUAGGAUAAGAUGUGGUUAUGUAGCCCCACCUGAUGGACACAAUACUGUUGGGGUUGGGGGUUAGAGUUGGGGUUAGAGGUUAGGAGUUAGGGCAACUAUUUCUUAACCACUUGAAGUAAAACCGCGCAUUCCCAAUAGCUUUUCUUUUGCAUAUAAUUACUUGACCUCGUCGCCUGUACGUUCCCUGGACCCACUUGUAAAAACCCCUAUUACCACCGGUUCCGUAUUAUAGGUGGCUGGGGUUUGUUUACUUCAGGUGGGGCUACAUAACCACAUCUGGCCACAUUAAGUGUCUACAACGACCGCUUCUCAACUCUCUGAGCUGAGGCUGUCUACAACAGCCGACCCAUCCUUGAACAAUGAAACACCAAACCGAAGUAAUCGUGUCGGACUAAAACCCAUUUAAAUAAAUAUGAUCGGAGUUUUUGUAUGCCACAUAUGUUUGGGAUCCCUCUCCCGAUCCUUACCAAAAAACAAUGGAAGAAACGCUUUUGCAUGAAUUUCAUCCAUUAUAAGUUCUGCUCAUGUUCGGUCGCCAGCAAACUUUUAGUCCCCAACAUCUUUAUCUCCUUUCAGAAUAUGGCCAAGAUGUGUGUGAGCACACGGCGUCUGGACGUGGGUUUGAUGUGUCUCGGAAAGAUGGGCAAUGCCUUCGGAGCCAUGAUGGUGAGGGAGAUGCAGAAGCGCGAACCCAACAUCACCGUUCAGACCGGUGAGCUGGCAUUGCAGCUGGGCAUGACGGUAUGCAUCACCCUCGACUCUGCUAGUUAUCUUUGCGUCUGUUUUUAGUAUUUUUUUGCGGCCUUUUGACGUCCGACCUUUUCAUCAAUUACAAAUGUUUGUGUAACGUAGCGUAUGUAAACUGAAUGGACCACUUUAGUCGUAAAUGACACGAAACCGCGUUCAGUACUCAAUCUAUGGUGUUCUUGGGCAUGAUCCUGUUUCACUGGUGUUCGGGAACAGGUUUUCCGUAGAGUUUGUCUUCCCCACGUCAACCACCACCGGCUGUUAGCGCCCGUUCGCCAAUUGUCGACGGGUUUUUCACCUGGAAAUCAACGCGUCCGCUUUUAGGCUAAACGGUAGCUGCUGGUUCGCAAGGUGUAUUGUGCGAAAUUGCAUUUGGGGGGUGGGGGUAGUGUUUUCCCUGGUUUAAUGCCUUAAUCGAUUAUCAUGUCCGGUAUAUGUUCGUUGAAUUUAGGGACAUGUUGAGCUCUCAUCGCGUAUGCCUAACUUGUAAGUUUGAAGUGAAAGCGGAAGUUUAGUUUAGUUUCUUGUCUCACUUACUACCUGAAUGAUGGUGGUAAUGGUGAUGGUAAUGUUGACUUUCUGACUUGGCGAGUUCAUUGUAACUUGCAACAGGCUUAUAUGGUUUUUAUAUUUGAUAACAGCUUCGGUUCGUUGCAUUUUAUAUAAUAAUUGUACAACCUCGUUAAACGAAAAUAUUGCUAACAGGAGAAUAAUAUUUUACACGUUUGCUAACGCUGUUCACGAUAUUCAAAACGGUUUUGGCGGUUGCCUAGGCCCGGUCCUUGUUUUUACGGAGAUACUUACUGGAGUAGCAUUGUAUUCCUUGACAGUUUGGGUGUCAUUAGUAAGUUUGUCUGGACUUCGGUGCACUCGUAUGUUUUCCCAGACAAGGUGAACCAAGAUAUUAUUAUAAUGCAAAUGUUGACUGUCUCUCUUUUCAUACAUGUGUACUGAAGGACGAAGCAGAACGCAUCUUUAUUGAGUGCGGGCGAUGGGAUCUGGUGGCUCGCCUUCAUCAAACCCUGGGACACUGGGAAGAGGCCGUUCAGAUUGCCGAGAAGCGAAACCGCGUGCGCCUUCGAAAUACGCAUUAUGCAUACGCCCAGGAGCUUCGAAAACAGGAUCGAAUCGAAGAUGCUAUCGCCCAGUAAGUUAAAUUCUCAGGCAAUCAGUCGUGAAACAAGAGAUCGUGUGGUAGUUUCCAAAGUCCUCUUGUUCCCUCAUUUCUGGGAGGACAACCGCAACUGUUUGCGAUUCUCAACAGCAGAUGAGUUCCUAUCACAUUUAUUCUAGUUCUUUUUUUGUCCCGGCAGACUACAACAAGCCCUGGCGAAGAUGGACCCUUUGACGAAGGAGUACUGAUUUAAAUAAAUUAACUGGAGGGCAACCAGAGUUUUUUCUUUUCUUCAGCUGUAUUUAGCAUAAUUGAUCUUCAGCUUAAUAACACGUGUUUUCAAUAAAAGAAAGCUCUACAUUCAAGUCCGUCUCUGAAUUCUCUCAUGAUUUUUAGUAGGCCCUGCAUUGGUCGACAAUCUAUCUCCGUAGAUUUUUUUCCCAUUUCCGACUACCUAGGUCAACUGUAGAUGAUAUAUUAAUAAAAUACUAGAAACGAUCAUUAGAAGGUUAGCUGCCCCCAUCAGUGUGAUGACAUCCAGAGGUCUCGAUCAGGACCUCGUAGCCCAGGUGACAGGAGCGUAGUCUGUCUUAAAUCCAUGCGCUUCCUGCCAUGGGUUCGACUCCCGCCGACUUGUAAUGCAACCUACUCCUCUUUUUCCUGAUACUGAUUAAAUGCACAAGCCUUUUCUUUUCGGACUGAAUUAAGUCUGACCCAGGCAUGGAAUUCCCCACUGUCUAAUCAUUUCAGUCAGUUAACGCUUGUCAUCUUUGGGCAUCUUCAAAUGUAGGAUUUAGUUCUCAGCGGGUAGCCAGCGUAUCCGAGGCUUUCUCCUACACGACUUAUUCGUUCACUUGCCAAUACGUCCAUCUGCAAAUGGUCGAGCGAUUAUCAAGUAAUUACUAAUCAAUCAAUCGUGACGAUAUCUCAGGCUCCUUCAAGGCUCCAGUUAGUUUACCUAUAGUGCCUUUCUGCAGGGCGCACAUGCUAUUGAAGCCUGUCAGCCAGUUUUGUGUGGUUGAAUCCCAAGUCUCAGUCAUCAAAAACAAAUCUAGCUUGCUUCAACAUACGAACCUCUAGUGCUUCGCAUUAUUUUAGCUACAUUAAGUCGAACACCCAUCUGGUCGAAGUGCCACGCAUGUUGAAGGACUCACCAGAUCAGCUGGAGGCUUUUGUGAAGGCUAAUCCCAACAAGUGAGUUUUCAGUAGCCAACUGCACAAGCAACCCCAGGCCUUCGUGUUUCUGCUAUUUUCAUCUGCUUUUUGCCUUGUUCAGGGAUCUGCAGCGGUGGUGGGCACAGACUCUGGAGGCGGAAGGUCUCCUGGAGGAGGCUGAGGUCUAUUACUCCCUCGCUAAUGAUUAUCUCUCCUUGGUGCGUGUGUUCUGUUGUCUGGGACGAGAGGACUCUGCCCUGGCCCUGUGCAAUGAGACCGGUGACAGGGCCGCCUGUUACCAUCUGGCGCGGCAGUUGGAGUCCAAGCAGAACAUUGACCACGCCAUUCACCUCUUCACCAGAGCACGUGCCUACUCCAGCGCCGUGCGACUAUGCAAGGUGACAUUAUUUUAGAAAACCGCAAACUAUAAUCGGCUAAGUUGUAUUCACACUUGCUAAGCUAGCAUAUUUUGGCAGCGUCAGUCUGAAGUAAGACAUUUUCAAGACGACUGGGAAUGGGCGCGAGCGCAGCGACUGAAAAAGUUAAACGCUCCCGUCUACACGUUCCACACACACGACCCGGCCCCCACAGCACGCGCCAGACUAUAAUAAGGACGAAUCGGGUCUCGUUAUGACGGAGCCGUUGCGGCCUAAUUCUCAUUCCUGAGGCUGCAUUAACCUGUCAGUUGGCAAUCUUACAAGAGACGACUUUUAGAGUUUUCUGACUAAUUUGGGCGGGUCACUAAUACGUUAUUAAUUCGCCUUGAUGAAAUACUCCCCAGUAUCGGCCUUACUUUCUUUCCCCUCCCAUAAAGCAAUUGACUGUCCAAGCCUGUCAAGUGGUUAACAAUAAGAAUAAAUUGAGUGGCUAAGAAGGCUGAAUUGUCCGUCUGCGUAUGUCGCAAACGACCCGAUUCGCAAUUCAUGAACCAGGCUAUACCGAAUGACAUGCUUCCCGCGUACGUUGGAUUUUCAUGUUCUUACAUGCGGCAUUUCGUCCACCGCGCCGCCAUGGUGGAUUUCACAGUACUUACGUUCAGGCAGAUCUUUUUCGAGUUUCCAAAUGAGAUCUCGCAAUGAGUUUUCGGUACUCCCGGUAAUCUGGACUUAGUCUUAGUGAUGUGUCAACAUGUUAUCAAGUUUUGAUGCCACACACGAUACGGAUCAGCCGCUGGUCUAAGAAUUUUCACCUCCACCAGUCUAAUGCCACAGAAUCUAAGCCUACGGACUGGUGCCAAGGCUGCAAAGCCUCUGCUGUUUAUUUGUAGGCGCUUCCAUCACCUCACCGAACAAACUCCUUGGAUUCCGUACAUUAUCUUUUGUGGCCACGCCUCGAACACUGCUCACUGACAUGGUCUCCAAACCUCGUGCCUGGCAUUGGGGAUUCUGGAGAAGGUUCAGAGCCGGGCAGACAAACCUGUUCGAUGUGUGGGUAAUCCGAGACCAGAGGAAGGCGGAAUUUAUGCAACCUGCCCCGGACACCCCGCAGGUCGCAACGCGUAGACCUUUCAUGCUCAGGAGAUUGCAUAUAAGCUAGUCAGUUGGAGCACCGUUUUCUUGGUCGUCGUGGGAGCAAUUUCCAGAUAGAUCGCAAAAGGAUGCGCAGUCGUCGUGUUCAACAGUCGGUUUACUCGCAGCAUGUUCUGAACCCUGGGGUGCGACAUUUAGUGAAGUCGUCCUGGCUACUGCAUUCAAAGUGUUUGAGAAAAGUAAUGGUUCCUUGUUCCUAGUCCACGAUGCUGUAGGAUAACAUGGAGCUAGGUAUCGUUCAGCAUACAAGUGUGGUUUCAAAAUCCUCCCGCCUUCACGCACGCAAUUUCUUACCUUUUUAACAAAAUACAACAUGCGAGAUCAGUCUGUAGACUCCGUUUUGCUUGCUUAAUUGACUGUAGUUCAGCAAGUUUCUCUACAAAUAUGGAUGUAGGACGUUUAAAUUUAAAUUUCACAUAAGCAGGCGAAACGAAUAUUAGACGUUAAGGGGAAAACGUUUAAAUCGCAAACAAGUUUGUAAUUAAUGAGAAUCGCUUAGUGGCUAUCCUUAAUAAAAGGUACCUGAAACGAAAUUUCACGUUUGCAGGCGGAGGUGAGGGCAGGACCACACUUCUUCUUGGUGCAAACGGAUUAACAGUACACAAUAUAUGAUUUUAUCAGCAAAAUGUAAAUGAAACAUGCAGGAAGUAAUAACAAAGCAAGGUAGCUGCUACCGAAAACAGCUCCCCCUGCAGGCCAUUAGGUGCUUUGUACGACCGACAUAUCACUCUCAUACGUCCAGUACCUUUUUCUGUCUCUGCAACUUCAAUUUUCCACCAAAAAUAAGAAAUCCAUGUCUCUUAUCUAUAUCAGACCUCAUCGCAUACAUCGGAAUUAUUGUGCCCGUGCAACCCACUGGCCAUGCCAGGCAAAGUAACCUCUCCACUCAGCAUUCUGCACUUCAGACAAGCAGAACCAAACUAUGGUUGCAUAUCAAAACUUAAAAUGACCUCCUGGACCAGACCUAUGAUGGAUAUUUAACUGGUUGGGUAAAUUUGAUGUCAGCAGGGCAGAAUAUGACAAUGCCCAUAGGUUCCACUCAACCGAUGGACCAAAGAACUUCGAGAAAGGGAAGAGAGAUCAGUUACAGGCAUUUUCGACAACUGGAGAUCAAAAAGCAACAAUUGGGUAGGAAACUGCGAGGCAAGAAACCGAUAAACCUAAGACAGGCUUCUAUUUUCCAAUCAGACGUACGUGUGUCGCUAAUUCGUCUUUUCUACCGUUUCCUUCUAUAGACUCUCCUAAUGCUCUCUCUUAACCCUUUUACCUUCGUAAUACCACGGACUAUGCGACAGCUUGCGUCAGAAGGCUUCGUAGUCGACACUUCCGGUGACUCUGCCGUGAAUACCUGUGAAAUGUGUAUGCACUCCGUUCGAGUCUUGGUGCUGUUACAACACAAACUUGAGUGUUCGUGUAUUUGUAUCUUAAUAAAACAAAGGGGCUACGUGGUAAAUGCGCUUGGCCAACACGGAUGCCAUAUGGGAUCUUGGCAGGCGUUAUCGGAUUGCACACCACAACAAAUGUCAACAUUUCGGGGUGCGGUGGCAGGCCCGGUUGCCGGAAGACGUCGCACAGACUGAGACCCCUGUCGCCCCCCAUUGUUAUUGUUGGUCAAAAUCCUGGUCAUUUGCUGUGUGGACCAGGGAGUGUGCAGUGGAGCACCUGAGCCCUCUCCCGCCUCCGGUCUUCUUGACUCUGUCUUGAAACCGGGUCCAGAUGGGGGAGGGGGAGAGAGGGAGGCAGAUACUUUGAAAGUCUGCAUUCACUAUAAACUAAACCACGCACAAGCCACCGUCCCUGUUUCACCUUGUUGUGGCGCAUGGGACAUCGUUUGCAACGACGAUCGAACUAUUACAACAACUUAACUUGCUUACUGAUUUAAAUUAAAUAGCGAGAUAAUUCUCGUGUGUGUUUCAUCCCCGUUAGUUAAGCAGGGCUUGAUUAAUUUUAGGAGCACAAUAGGAACGAGCAUCUGUUCAGUCUGGCGCAAUUAGGCACACCAGAGGACAUGUUAGAGGCCGCACGUCAUUUGGAGAAGUUGCCGGGAUACGAAGAGAAGACAAUAAUUCUUUACCAGAGAGCAGGCCAACUGAACACGGCAAUUGAACUUGCCUUUAAGACACGACAGUACGCAGCCCUCUCACAAAUAACCUGCGGUGUUGAUCGUGCCAUCGAUCCUUCUCUUCUUUCCAAGUGUGCAAACUUCUUCAUGCAGAACAGUCAGUUUGAGAAGGCAGUUGAACUGCUGGCGUCUGGUAAACAGGUAAUUUGUAAGCUUUUUCUCUACGCACAUUCUCUCGUACUAUUUCUUGAUUUACUGCUUGUUAUUUGCCUCAUCUGUUUAAUUUGGCGUUUAAAUGUGAACCGUCAGAUGUUCAUCUUUCUGCAUCCUCUUUCAUGUAGUCACUCCACUAAGCCGUUAUCAGGUUUGGUUGUUCAGUUGAUAAGGUUUCUCUGAUUAUUUUCAGUAUCAAACCAUCUUCAUUUACAUCCGAUAAGACAGGAAAAGUGCGAACGGUUAAUCUCUCUCCCAAGAAGGGUACGAUACCUGGGACGCCUUUUUGGCACUUUUUAUGGUUCUUCCUAUCAAACAUGCCGUUGUUGCUUGCCUUUAGUUUAUAAUACCUAUGAUAACUGUAACAAUCAGUAGUGUUACUUACUAUGUAGAGUGACGUUCACCGAUCGGGCUAAGGGUCACGCUGGUCCCGUUGUGUCUUAGGGCUCAAUUUGGAGUUCUCGCAGGCAGUCGCAUGGUGCCGAUAACGGAAUGCUGACAGAGGUUGGGUGUGACUGGCCGAUGACGACUGACAUGACAGAAAUGGCCAUCCCGGCCUCCCCAGUGUUUGUCGGCAUUCCGCUAUCAGUCCUGUUACCUGCAACUGUUUUUUUAGAGUCUUAUCACACGAUACCUUAACACUUAGGUGUUCGUAUCGAUCUGAUCGAUAUCACGGAGCAAGCUAAUUUCGCUUGCUCUUGGUUUUCAAUAGUAAACAGGCGGUCACCUAUCAUUUCGCAAAAAGACAAAAUAAACGAUAUCGUGAGUGGAGCUAAAAGGGCAGCGACUAUUUUGCACCUCGUCAGUAGGCAAGGAUCAUGACAAAAACCCGCAAUUGACCAAAAGCUGAUGAAAAGUCAACUGGCAAACAUAUGUUUUUGUAAUUCAUAAUCAGGCCACUACAACUACAUUGAAAAUGAACUUUUGAGUUAUGGACAGGCUUUAUGUAUCUCGGGGUAAUGGUUAAUCAAAUUCGUCGUUCUCACAACUAACCAUCAGUCCCGAAACACAAACCCUGGCCGUAGCUCAUAAUUUCAUUCGCCGUGUAACUUUAGUGUCCUGAUGAUGAAUGAUCGAAGACGUAUGUUUGCCAACUGACUUUUCAGUCGUAACAUAGAAAUUUCCGCAGAGCUUAAAAACUGGUGAGUACGCAUAUACAGCACACACACCGUCACGGGGGAUCUCAAAUCAAUCGGCUCACAGAAACGAAAGGCCGAGGCUAGAUCAGCGUCGAACCUGAUCGACUAUUUAUUUGCCCUAGCUCUGCUAAUCCCUUUGCGCGAUCCCAUUUGGAAAUGAUCGGCUGAAAAUGGCAUGAUAAAAGUGAAACAGUAGCUGCUUCGUCACCUCCCUUGCCCUUCCGUCGGCCGUAUAGUAACUUGGACCACCGAAGACUCGUCCAUUGUUUAACAUGAAAACGGCGAACACUUUCGAAAAGCUUUGUUCCAAUUGCCAGCUAAUUUAGGGAAGAUUUCAUUGACUUUUGUGAGAUAGUAGAGCCAUAUGACAGCUCCACUAAUUUCACUUAACAGUCAAUAAAAGCACUCUUUAUACAUGGGCCCAAUAUUACAUAUAUUUCUUUCUUCUCGCCGAUCUGCCACCUCGAAAAGCGCAUCGUGCGCAUGCUUCGUAUGUACUGGAAGAUGGGUAUCCCAAGAAGCAUAAUUCUAAAAAGAAUGAGUCCUUUGGGAAAUUUAACAAACUUUAUUUCGUAAAUUUUCGAGUCUGGUUCUCCAGCUCGUCGUCAGACGCGUAGUAAGUGUGAAGAAACAGUCAAAAUUUAAACAUGCCCAAAAAAUCGACAUUGCUUUGUCAUGGCUGAGGAUGGGUCAAUGCCGUGGGCUGAGGUCACGUCUUGAUUGGCUAUUACCUUUUCCAUUUUUCCUUGAGAUUUUUGUACAUGGCGUCAGGAUCGAUGUGUCGAUUGAUGCAUGAAUCAUCGGCCUUUCUUAUGUGGGCAGGAACGGACAAUGCGUGUUUUACCCCAAGCGAAUGUGUGCCCAGUUUCAAGAGUAUGCAUGGCGACUUGGAAUAAGUGGUCCUGUCUCUUCAUUCGUUCAAAUUCUGCUUAACCCAAUUUUAACUUCCCUCCCAAGUUCAACGGUGUGCCAAUGGAUUUUCUCAUCCCUUACAGUACCUAGAAGCAAUCAAGCUGUGCGGCGAUUACGGUGUUAACCUAACCGAGGAGCUUGUCGAGAAGUUGACCCCGCCAUCCGACCUGCCCUCAGAGGAGCGUGUGGAAAUCCUGACCCAACUUGGCUACCAGUGCGUCACUCAGAAUCAGUAUCAUCUGGCAUGUAAGAAGUUCACGCAAGCUGGCGAUCAUGUGGCGGGCAUGAAGGCACUACUGCGCUCUGGUGAUACGGAAAAGAUCAUAUUUUUCGCGAAUGUCAGUAAAAAACGGGACAUCUAUCUGAUGGCUGCCAACUACCUACAGACCUUGGAUGUUUGGCGUACUGACACGGAGAUUGUCCGCACUAUCGUGCUCUUCUACACACGAGCGAAGGCCCUGGAGUCUUUGGCCUCCUUCUACGAAGCUUGCGCUCAGGUGAGCAUAUUAGUUCUCCCACCGCAAGUGUUUUAACUCCUGUGUUGGAUAUGUUUCAAAGGCCUUUGGAAAGCUUGUAAGCACUAAAUUAAGACAGCAGAAUUCCCGCUAGGUUCUAAAGUCCGGGGAGACGUCAAUGAUCAUUUGAAUCCAAACUUCAGGUGGACGCCAGAGAGUAGGACACGAAUUUAAACUAUCAUCCAGGUUAUAGCCUCACAGUUGAUUCAGGGGCUCCUGUCACUUCCACAUCCACCUUAAGUCCAGCCCUAAUUCCCAAAACCAAGAAUGCAAUCUGAGGGAGACGGUCAUUACCCAUUACGACAGUUGAAUUAUAAUUACCGUUCGGCAACAUUCCGAUCUUUAAAGGGAAGUAAGAUAUGUCUGAGCAGCGACCAGUUCAAAAAAUGUCCAAAGUGAUUUCAGACAGUAAAAUUGGCAGGCCGAGUCCGGUAGACAUUCAUAGAUCAAUACAGUGGUUCCCGCCCGCGGAAGUGAACACCUACUUGUUAACUUUGACGGCAUGACCUUUCGAAAGUAAUCCAAUUACAGUGCGUGACCGAUCUCACGAAAUGUUGGCCGAAAUUCUAAAAUGCGUUUUUAAUCAGGAAGGAUUACUUAGGUGGGGUUGUAAUAAUGAUAAGUAUGCAGCAUAAACUUAUAGCACUUCGGGCUCAACAGGAUGUCGGCUUUUGGAUGCACUUCUUUUUUAACCUCCUGCAGAAACCGCACUUUGUAAAAAAUGAAUACUUAAAUAGCAUGCAUUUUUCCAAUUGAUUUUCGAUGGUCUUGUAAAUUCAAAUAUAUUGCAUAAAAACAUGCACAGAAAUAUGCUUUCUUUUACUCUUUUGGUAGAAAAUCACAUUGUCUUGAUGUUUUAUGUCCGAAGAAAUGGUAUAAUUAGGUUUCAAAAACGUUUUCCAAUUCCCGAUUAAUUUUCAGCCUGACCUUCUAUUGCAUUAGCGUUUGACGAUUUCAGUCUACAAGGUGCACGCUUUCCGCGUAAGGAAAAUCAUAUAUUCCUCUGUGCCUUUAAAAAGUUACCACAUAGAGUUCCUAAAAUUUCGCAAUGGAUCCGGGCUGUGUUGUGCAUUUCAUUAGGAGCAUUGGUAAACGGACAUGUGCAGUCCUGCAUGUAUGCACAUCGCACGGUCUUGAAAAUCUCAUAAUUAGAGACUUUUUAAAAACCCAAAUGAUAAUCCUUUUGAAGCCCUUAGAAUAUUUGCUUGCAAAAGUUGAAUGUGCGAAGCGACGCAAACGACUAUAACGGAAUCACGUGACAGCUCGGCCACUGCAAACGGCAAUGUCCAACGUGUACUCCUGGCAGGGUGGACGAAGGGACAGUGACCUGGGCGUGAAUCAGUUAAUGAUGAUAGUAGACUUGCGUAGUACCCAUCCUACCCUCUCCUCCCCCACCCACCUGAACUUGGUGUUACGAGAGAGAGAGUCAAUAAGACCGGAGGCAAGGUAGGUAGCUGUGGCUAAACAGUUUGUUUGCGUGCGCCACGCACGACCUUAUCCGCUCACACUUGACCAGGCUUUCACAGGAUCAGGAAAAGGGACCGUUCGUAUUUAACCUGAGUGGGAGUGCCAUACAGGCCACAUUAAGAGCAGGUCAGUGCAGCCUGAAUCUCCGUCCUGCGAAGAUCGAGUUGUCCUCUCAGGUGGCAGCCUUGAAAGCCACGGCCUUUAUUACACGCUGAUACUUCAGAAGCGCAUCCACUUGUUUUAUCUGAGGGAUAAGCAAAAAGUGACAUGGGGACGGAGUGUCCUGAGUCGACCUCAAUCUCCAUUCCCUCUCCCGGGCAGUAGUCCACCGUCUGAGCGAUCUGGUGCUGGGAUUGGGCACAGAAACAUGUACCAAACUGUGCACGCGCACAGCCAGCGACGAUAAUCGAAAAGGUAUUAACGGCCCCUUGCGUCUUCGCAUAGUUGAAAAUUUACGUCUUUUUCUACUCCAGUGCUGAUACUGCGUUUUGUAACCAUACCCUUUAGGUCGUGGUGUCAUGUCGUCAGGUGAAAGAAGCAGAAUAUUCAUCAAGCAUUAAUAUGGUAGGGGGCGCUCACCGAUCGUUCUUACGGAACUCAAUCGUUCGGUUGUGCCUUAUGGACUCUCUCUUGAGCCCAACCAGCAGCCGCACAGCGGCGCAUGAUAUAGGCAGAAUGACAUUACCGACAAAGACAAGAGAGACUGGAAUGGCCAUUUCUGUUAUUUGUUAUUUGAGAAAAAAGUAGCGCUUUGUGGGCCUACGGAGAGGGCCAACUUCACCCAAUAGCUAGCCUCUCGGGCACAUGAAUUCAUGUCAAUUUUUUUGUCACGCCAGGUGGAAAUUGAAGACUGUCAGAAUUACGAAAAAGCUAUGGGCGCUUUGACGGAAGCCUACAAGGCGCUUUCCAAGGCUGCAGCAAUGUCGGCUGACACUGUGAACAUGAACAUCGACAGUCGUUUACAGCAGCGGCUUCUCAACGUGAAAAUGAAGAUUAUGCUUUGCAAACAAUUUGUAGAGACUCAAAUGUAAGUACGCCUUUCGUUCUCAUUUCGUUUUUUCGUUCGCUCAACAAACUGUCAGACGUAGACUGGUUCACACUCUGACGCAUCUAUCGCCAUGUAUGUCCCAUUUGUAAAACACCAAAAUUUCCAUGUAAGACAAAGUUCCUCUUUGCCAAAUCUAGCCUCCGUCGUCAUAAUUCCUUAAGACUUUAACCUGCAGGCGUGUCAUCCUAAUGCUUGUACGGCGAUUGCUAUAACUCGUUGAGAGCUUUACCCACACAUAAUACCCUACUCAAAUGUAUUAAGUAGUUGGUAUAUAUUCCAAUUUAAUCGUUUCCCACGAAAAGACUGAAAAAGCCCAGAAGAAUCGGUGACAAUCGGCGUCCGCACAUUAUGCAAAUAAUGAUUUUGAUGGACAAAAGGAAUUUUUACUAAAAAUGUCUUGUACCAUGCCUUGAGUCAUUGGUUUGAUGAGAAGUUUUUUCACUUCAACUAAGCGCCGUGUCAUAAUUUACUCAGCAAACGUAUAUUUCACCUAAAGAAACCACUGUGGUCCGAUUUCACCAGAAAACUACCAAAUUUUCUGAACUUGUGAGUGGAUAUGCAGGUGCAGGUCUGCCGCCUCCGUUUAGCCGACAUAAAUCCAGAAAUGCUAAUGACAACUUCGUUCUUUCUAUAAAAAUGCAGGAUGUUUGAAGAUGAUCCGGUGGAGGCGUUGAGCCGGUGUCAAGCCCUUCUGGAAGAGCCGGAUACAGCAAAAAUAAUACGGCCGGGCGAUAUAUAUGCAACCAUGAUACGCGAGCUCGUAGCCAAGGAGAAAUUUCAAGCAGUAAGCCCCACCAUAUACUUCAGUCCUAACUUGUCUUUUGACUAAGCGCAGCGUCGAUAUCUUAUGACCAAGGAUCUGUCAACUGGGUAUUGACACCCUCCAAGUCGAUAGCCCACCAUUUCCCCCCAGCCACUGCUCAGUCGUCCUUAAAAGGUUAAUGAACAAACGUAUUAAAGAACUUCGUUAUAAAAUCCAAGGUUUCUGAUGGUCCGUAUCGGUGAUACUUCGAACACAUUUUCACUGUCUCUGCGGGUCCACAGGUGACGUUUUUUGCCAGUUAAGAAAGGCUCAAAUGGAAAGGCUAUUUGUGUUAGCAAGUAAAUAUAAGGCCAGUAAAGGCAGACAACAUGCCUACUUGUUCACAGAACUCGUGGCCGUGAACGUUAAAAAGCAAGGGGUUUAGACUGAUGGAAAUGUUAACUCAAAUUAUAAGACAUGGUCUCGACUAGAAAUGACUACUUAAGUAAGACUGUGGUAUUUAUUAUCAAGCAACGUAGUCCCACGAUAUUUCAGCCACUUCAGGAUGCUGGCCUUGGAACGAUCUCCUUUUCGGCCGCCCGCAAAAUGACUACUUAAGGGGUAUGCAUUUUUCUCACGGAUUGUUGACGCCCUUAUAAAUCCCAAAAUAUUCUACGCAAAAUAUGCAGAAAAUAUUCUUUCCUGUAUUCAUUUGGUGGCAAGUUACAUCUUCAAAUUCUAUAAUUGAAGGAAGACCAUACCCCGGUUUUAAAACUGCCUCAAUUCUCCAGUAGGUUUGGACCAAAUUUGCCGUUACACUUGCCUUCAGGGUUUCCAAACCGCAUGUAGUAUGCAUUUCGUCAAGGAAAAAUUAAACGUUUCUAUAUGCUAUUAGGGAGACUCCACAUAGGAGUCAUAAACUUGUGCAGUGCAUCUGAAGCAGAUUAUAUGAUUUAUAAGCGACACUAAAAAACAUGCUAAUGCGAUGCUGUACGCGUGGACAUUUCACGAUCUUAAUGGAACCCAUAAUUACAUAUUCUUUUUAAAACCGAAAGAUACUCUCAUUUCAAGCAUAAAUUUGAGAUAGAGUCAAGUUUCUACCAAAUGAACACAAGAAAGAAUGCUUCUGUUUGUUUUCUGUAGAAUAUAAUUGAAUUAUAAGGACCUAAGCAAGCAGUGGGGGAAAUUCACAUUACUCUAGUCAUUCUUACAGGGCGUAUUUUCUGCAGACGGCCGAAAAGAAACUCAUUCGGAGGCCGGCACCCUGAUCUGUAACUAAUAUUACAACCCUACUUAAGUAGUCCUGCCGAGCCAAAAGCACAUUUCAGAAGUUCGGUUAACAUUUCGUGAGAGAGCACAUCUGCCGGCCGGAAACCCCGAGUAUUGACUAACAGAAAAGCCCGGUAGUGUUUGCGCAGCUCGAAUUCUAAUAGCCAUCUUAUAGUAUGAUAUUUUCCAACUAUUUGGACGGAGCCUUACCUAGAGUCCACAAAUCACACAAUAGAAAAAGUCUUGCAUAUCUUGUUGAAGCACCCGCGACUUACGAAUGACUUUGAAUAUCCUCGGAGAAAUAGUAACAUUCCUCGCUGAGCACCCCUUCAUAGCAUAUGGUACUCCUGUAAAUUUGCAAAAAACGAUACACGGUGGGUAUGACAGGAGCUGGGGGAUCGCUCAUACAGGGCACGACCUAAGCGUGCCAUUCACUGCCAUAUCCAGUUGAGAUCAAGGACUCCACCCAACCCUGUUUGGCGGUGUAUAUAGCCUUUCUCGUAUCGUUUGUUUUUAUGGCAACUCGAGCCCUUUUAGUCGCAAUUGGUUCGAGUAUACGAGGCUCGUCGCGGAUGCAGGCGUUACGCCUAUGUGGGAGGCAGCCGACCUAUGAAGACCAUGCGGGUCCUACGAACGCACAGAGCACCGCUUGUAAAACGCACCUCAACCUUGCCAAAGCUCCGGUCAUGACAACUACUGUGACCGUCUCUGUUAGCACGCAACCGCUCCUGCCCUGAUGCGAAGGCCGGCCCGUCUACACUCACGAGCCCAUCCUUAGCUAUGAAAGCAUCCAAGGCAUUCAUCAGCCCUUGAGCGUCUUAGAAAUUCUGUCUAGGACCGACUGAAUGCCUGUCUCACUACAGAGAGGACAGCGCUAUUUGUGGUAUUCACGUCAAGCAGUCCUUUUGUCCAGAAAGGAUUAUACCUGAGCCUGCUGAGAGCCGAGAGAUUCUAUGGGAGCUCGCAUGGGACAAAAAAAACAAGUACAAAAUGUCCUGCUCCCACACCGGCUUCUGUCAUUCGUAAUACUAACAGACACAUCGCGGACUAUCAGGAAGUCUGCGGAGUCGGAAACUUGGGGAAAUGAAUGGAAAUGGUGGAUGAACAGACGUGCCACAUGCUGCUCUGACAUCAUGACUGAUGGCGUCCCUAGCGACGUAUUUUGACUCCCAGAUUUCUCAGCAGUGAAGCCGAAUUGAGUGAGAUGUGACAUUUAGUCCAUUCUAAUCACGACUGUCCUGCCAACCGGAUUCCCCCUGGGGAAAAUAGAUUGAAUAAGUGUGCUGAGGCCAACGCGUGUGCACCGACCGCAGGACCUCUCGGCGAAUUAGCAAGUUUGUCAGCAUUUGUCAGGAUAGCUUAAUUGUCCUUACGCUCACUUUAAAACCAAACAAGGAGAAAACUAGUUAAGUACGGCAUUUGCAUCGCCUUAAAAAAAGUCACAGAAUAUCUCCAACAGAGCUCUUCGAACGGCUUAGUAUAACAGCCAGAUAAAGACAAAAUCCGACUUCGAUACGACGCAUGUGUGCGAAAGUCCCUUACUUCCUCACGUUUUUUCCUCUAAACAGGCAUACGCCUGCAUGCAAGACAUGAAAGAACGACUCAGAGGAAAAGCAGAUUUGACAAUGUACCUGGACAGAGCAACACAAUUGAGCAUCCUCAGAGCCCUGGAUAUGCCCAUAACCAGUCAUGAAGUGAACAAACCGACAAGUCAAGAGGGAACCACAUCUGACGCCGAUUCCGUAGAGGAGAAUGUGGUCGAUCUUGGUAUUACAGGAAGCGAUGAGGACUGA